CGAUGCAGUUGACGGCGAGGCUGUGAUUGUGUAUGAGUGAACACGUGUGUGUACGAACUUUCUGCUUCAGCUGUUGAUAAUGGCAUUAAGGUAGAAGGAGUGACGGUUCUGUUGGGUCGUUGAGGAGCUUGUGGUGUACCGUAGUGGAUACAGUCUGAGGAUAAUGUUGACGCGCGGAGUCGGGAUGAAUAGAUUAAUUAGUGGUUGUGUUAGAGCAAGAACAGCAGGUGUUUAUGUGAGGUCACGGCCAGCGUCAGUGUUGGAGAGGCGGUGGUGUAGUGGUGGUGAGAACAGGAGGACCCUCACCACGCCCGGCCCCACAGGUACCUACGACCACUUGUACUGGCGGUCUAUUAAUGACCGGGAGGCCUUCUGGGACGAGGUGGGGCAGUGUGUGGAGUGGCACACGCCCUACACCCAGGUGCUGGACAACUCGGAGGAGCCCUUCACCAGGUGGUACGUGGGCGGGGAGCUCAACAUCUGCCACAACGCCGUCGACCGACACGUAAGUGCCGGGCGAGGUGACCAGACGGCCAUCAUCCACGACUCCCCCGUCACCGCCUCCGUCACCAGGAUGACGUACUCCCAGCUGCUGGAACAGGUGACUCGCCUGGCGGGAGGUUUAGCGAGCCUGGGUGUGGGCUACGGUGACCGUGUCAUGAUCUACAUGCCCAUGGUGCCAGAGGCCGUGGUGGCCAUGCUGGCCACAGUGCGGCUGGGCGCCAUACACUCCCUAGUGUUCGGGGGGUUUGCGGCGCGGGAGUUGGCCACCCGCAUCGACCACCUGCAUCCCAGCGUGGUGGUGAGCGCCUCGUGUGGCGUGGAGCCGUCACGCCUGGUGCACUACAAGCCCAUGCUGGAUGAGGCCAUCGAGUUAUCCACACACAAGCCUCGCCACUGUGUCCUGCUGCAGCGGGAGGGGCUGCCAGAGGCGCCGCUCACCCCUGGCUGGGACGUGGCCUGGCACGACCUGGUGGCCACAUCACCCCCAGCUGACGCUCGGCCCGUCCCCUCCCACCAUCCCUGCUACGUCCUUUACACCUCCGGCACCACUGGCCAGCCCAAGGGCAUCGUGCGGCCCACUGGCGGCCACGCAGCAGUACUGCCCUGGACCAUGAAAGUCAUCUAUGGCAUGAACCCUGGCGACGUGUGGUGGGCAGCCUCGGACUUGGGGUGGAUCGUGGGCCACUCCUACAUCUGUUACGCCCCCUUGUUGAACGGCAACACCACCGUCAUAUACGAGGGCAAACCGGUGGGCACUCCUGAUGCAGGCCAGUUCUUCCGUGUGGUGCAGGAGCAUGGCGUGAAGGGCAUGUUCACGGCCCCCACAGCGCUGCGGGCCAUCAUUCGGCAUGACCCCGAGGCCAGCGAGGGUCGUCAGUACAACAUAUCCUCCCUCAAGUACCUGUUUGUGGCCGGUGAGCCGCUGGACCACGAGACGCGGGAGUGGGCCCUCGACACCUUCCAGGUGCCGGUGUUAGACAACUGGUGGCAGACAGAGACGGGCUACGCCAUCACCGCCCACGCUGCCGGCAUGGGCAUGUCACUACACCCCCCUCGAGGCGCCACGGGUAAACCCUUCGUCGGGUUCGAUCUGUCUGUUAUAACGGAUGAUGGCAGCGAGGCCACGCCGGGAGAACUGGGGAGGAUAGUGUGCCGCCUGCCGCUGCCGCCGGGCUGUAUGAGUACACUCCACAACGCUCCCGAACGGUUCGUUGAGACGUACUUCACGCAGUACCCGGGUUAUUACGACACAAUGGACGCAGGUGUGCGUGACACGCAGGGUUACGUGGGGGUCAGAUCACGUGAUGAUGACGUCAUUAACGUGGCGGGACAUCGCUUGAGCACCUUGGCCCUGGAGGAGGCCAUGCUGGAGCAUCCACAAGUGGUGGACGUUGCUGUAGUGGGUGUCCCCGACGCCAUGAAGGGGGAAGUUCCUCUCGGGUUGUUUGUAGUGAAGGAAGGAUGUCAGUCAACGGAGCAACAAAUAUCCGAGGAGCUGGUGGAGGUGGUGCGGCGACUGGUGGGCCCCGUGGCGGCCUUUCGUCUGAGCACCAGAGUCAAGGGCCUCCCCAGGACCCGCUCCGGCAAGACCGCCAGGAAGAGCAUCGCAGAGUUGGCCCAGGACAAGGCCAUCAAGAUCCCUCCCACCAUCGAGGAUCCUUCUGUUUAUGACGAUAUACUGAUGGCUCUCAGACGACGCGGCUUCGCUCUCAACGCUCCUGACCCCAUAAAGCCCUGACCUGCCCACGCUCCUGACCCCAUAAAUCCCUGACUUGCCCACAGAGCCGACGUUCUAGGCGUAUGAAUAACCCACCCAACUGAUUACUAAAUUCAUCUGGCAUAACCUCAAACUAACCUUAACCCAACCCAACCAAAUCCAAUCCAGCCAUGAUAACAUACACAUAAGGCAGGAAUGAAGAAAGUUGACCAGCCUUCAGCACAACACCACGCGCUCUUGUCACCAGAUACCAACCACGAGGAACGCCGUAGUUAUUAUUGACUUAAAGUGAAAGUUAAAUUGGACGUGUACAGAAUUUUGUGUUUUUAAUUUAGGUUUUGUUAAUGGUUGAUGUGUAAUGAAGAUCAAUUAGAUAAUGAAAUGUGAUGGUUUUAGGUGUGUAGUUAGGUUAGGUUUUGUUGCCUGAACCUUCAUUAGUGGUUAAGUGUGUAGUGAGGAUCGUGAUAGAGCAUCUAGAGGUUUGAGAGAUGGUGGUAAUUGCCGCAUCAAGAAUACCACCACACCAGUCCACCACCACGUCACCACACGACUAUUACCAUCUCAUCACCACACUACCUCACUACACUACUAUCACCA
Homarus americanus (American lobster) is the source of this 2818-nucleotide messenger RNA. RefSeq names its product acyl-CoA synthetase short-chain family member 3, mitochondrial-like. Bases 164 to 2242 code for a protein of 692 amino acids. The transcript has a single exon. Lineage: Eukaryota; Metazoa; Arthropoda; Malacostraca; Decapoda; Nephropidae. The record is from RefSeq and is a predicted model, not a curated record.